AUGUGCACUAGACUCUGCUCUUUCGAAAAAUGCUCUAGUAAUCCUGCAGUCGUAUGCAAUUGUGAAGCAAUUCCUGUAUUAAUUUGCCAAGAGCACAUUAAAAAUCAUUCCCAGCUUCAAAGAUCUCAUACUUAUACCAAAGUUUUUUCUGAAAUUCGAGAAGAAGCAAGGAAAUCUGCAAUUAAAUUAUUUUCAAAAAUCAAGCCAGAACUAAUAAAACUUAAAUCAAAUAUCAUACAAGAAGAGCUAUCAAUGAUUAAAGAAAUCAACAAAAUCUCCAAAAAUGCUUUAGAAAAGCUAAAAACUUGUGAAGAAAACUUAAAUCAAAUUAUAUUAGAAAUCAGCAGCUUAAGAUUUAUUGAUAACUCAAAAUCAUCGACUUUUGUAGAAUCAUUACUCAAAAUGCAACAACAAGAUAUUGAAAAAAUCAAAAAAAUUAGAGGGCCUAAGCUUAGCAUAAAUAGCAUUGAUUCUAAUUUUAAAGUUAUCAUAAAUCGAUUAUUGGUAAAGGGUUAUUUAAAGAGAGAAAUAAAAAGGCCUCGCAAACCUAUUAAUAAUAUUUAAUUUUUCUAAUUUUUUUUCUAAAAUUUUCAAACUUGAGACCUCAUCAGAAUGUUUCGAUUAUCGGCAAAAUUGUUGUGAUAAUUCCAGAGUAAUUAAAUUUGUAUGAGGAAAUUUCCAAAAUAUUAUUGGUACUUUUGACGCCGAAACUGUAAAAGUUUAUCAACAUAAGCAUGCAUGAGAUUAUCAUUUUGAUGCAUAUGGGAUAAAGUGUUUGCUGCCCGAUGGUAACAUCUUUUAUGCUAAAUAUAGAAAUCUGAUCAUAAUUGACUCAUUCGGUAAUAUAAAACCAAUAUCUCCUUAUAAAAUUAAGUCAAUAUUCUCAGCCAUUUAUGUUGGUGGAUGCAUUUUUGCGUGCUGUUCUGGUUCUCAAAGCUGGGCAAAAUACAUUAUUCAAAGAAAUGAAUGAAACUUUUUAACUCCUCUUCCUCAGAGUCAAAGUAUUUUUACUGAUUGCGCUUUGUUUCAAAAUUAUAUUUUAUUCGGAUCAAAUAGCGAAUCAAAAAUUAUUUACUACGAUAUGCUAAUAGACUCUUUUUCAGAAAUAUCAUCAUUAAAUUUAAAAACAUUAGCAGCAAAGACUAUUAUUGCACAAGAUCGAAGGGUAUUUAUCAUAGAAUUUUCGCAAUUCAUAUAUGAAAGCACUGAUAAUUUAAUAACAUGAAAUAUUAUAGGAGAAUGUUCCGAACUAAUGCCAUUUUUUCCUGUAACAAGCUAUCCAAUCCUUUAUAAAGAAAAUAUAUAUUUUUCAAGUAUAUAUGGGAUCUAUGCAUUUGAUAUAAAAGAAAAGGUUACCAAAUCUGUGGUUUAUUUUGAUUUUUCUAAUUAA
Molecule: messenger RNA, 1390 nt
Organism: Blepharisma stoltei
Lineage: Eukaryota; Ciliophora; Heterotrichea; Heterotrichida; Blepharismidae
Source: the annotation of a GenBank genome assembly